Messenger RNA from Salmo salar (Atlantic salmon), 3227 nucleotides. The record is from RefSeq and is a predicted model, not a curated record. NCBI's taxonomy places the organism in Eukaryota, Metazoa, Chordata, Actinopteri, Salmoniformes, Salmonidae.
AUGAGAACACGCCCCCCUCACCCUCCCAUGAUGUCGCACUCUGCUUACUCCCAGUUGGCCCACCUCCCUAAACUCCUCUUCCCCUCUGGCUCCCCCCACCAACACCCUGCCCUGGGCCUGCUCCGCCCUCCUCCCCCUGCCCAAGGCUCCUCCCACCUCUCCUCCACCCACUCUCAGCUCUCCUUCCCCUUCUCCCACUACCCCAAAGCCCACGCCUCCACCUCCUCCCCCUCCGUCUCUACCCCCACCUCAGACACCUCCAAGCUGCAGCGGCUGGUGGAGAAGCUGGAGAAGGAGCCUCCCACCUCCUCUCCCUGGGCCUCCUCCUCAGGGGAGACCUCCCACAGCAGCAUGGCCUCUACUGGGUUGUUCAACAGCGGCCUCAUGGGCGCCAGCACCUCCAGCACUUAUGUGAUGGCAACCCCACCAUCCUCCACCCAUGCCCCCACCUCCGUCUCCAACUUCACCAGGGAGAUGGUGGCCGCUCUGGGCAUGAGUGCAAACGGGGGCAGCGCUCUGGCAGGCGCCAUGCUCCCCGGCCUUGGCAUCAUGAGCACUGGCUCCCUGGCCCCCAACCAGUGUGGGGUGUGUCUGCGUGUGUUGAGCUGUCCCAGGGCACUGCGUCUGCACCAGGCCACCCACCUGGGAGAGCGCCCCUUCCCCUGUAAACUGUGUGGACGCUCCUUCUCCACCAAGGGCAGCCUGCGGUCCCACCUGGCAACACACCGUGCCCGCCCACCGAACUCUCGUGCCCAGAACUCUUGCCCGCUGUGCCAGCGCAAGUUCACAAAUGCCCUGGUGCUGCAGCACCACAUCCGCAUGCACCUGGGAGGGCAGCUGCCACCGGAGGGCAGUGCAGAGUCUCUAUCAGAGGCCUCAGCAGAGCCUGCCACUAUCUCUGAGCUCCAGACCCAUUCCCAGGCACUGUCUCAGUCCCAGCCACAGUCCAAUGACACCCCCAAGGUCUCCACUGAGAGCUCCAUUGCAGCCUCAGGCAGCCAGUCAAAGAGCUCAGCAGCAUCCACACACUUUCAAACCCUAGUAGGAGGCUCUGCCCCCGUAUCGGUCAGUGUGACAUCACCUAAGUGUGUCUGGGAGCCUAACAGAUCUCACUCCUCCAGCCCUGACCUGAUCCCUCCCUCUGACCUCACCCCUGACUCCUUCCUAAACUCCACCUCACACACCCCUCCGCCCAGCAGCGCAGACCCCCCAGUCCUGUUUGUCAGUGUGCCUUCCCCACCCCCUCCUCUAGGAGAUACAGGCUCCCCAGUCAAUGAUGACAACCAUGCUGAACUCCUUGAUUCAACCAUUGGUACCAUUGGCCCUGCUCCCACUUCCUCCAGUGUUACCAAAACCACACCCUUGUCCAGUCUAAUGAUGUCAGACUGUCUUUUGGGUCAGAAUGCUCUUCCUCUCAAUGUCUUCCUCCCCGGCCCUAGAUCAAAUCUGGAGGAUCUACUGAGCACACCAGCCCUCUGUGCCCCAGUAGCACACCCCAGCCCAGCCCCCUCCUUUACCCCUGUCCUUAGCCCAGAGCAUCCCCCUAAACUCCCAACCCCCAAGCCCACAGAGGAAUACAGGGUUGAAACCCCCCCGCCUGCAGCACCAAAGCAUGACCAAGCUCCUGUAUCUGAUACGGACCCGAGAAUGGCACCACCAUCAGAGAGCGCAGACACAAGCGAUGCUGAGGCUAGGGAAGUUCCUCAGAAAGCUGUACCCUACACCAGGGAGACGAGUCAGGGGGCGUACCUCGGCUCCCAUGGGAAGGAGGAUGGGAUGGGCGGUGUCAGUGACCAAUUGGAAAGCACAUUUCCCAUCAGUUUGGCUCCCACUCUCCCCCCUCCCCUGUCUCGCCCUGAGAAGAAGACCUACAGCUGUGCCGAGUGUGGGAAAGAGUAUGCCAGCCGCAGUGGACUGAAGGGACACAUGAAGCAUCAUGGAGGGGUUGUCAAGGCACCACGUCCCCCUGUACGGAGCGGUCGCUCAGCCUCUGAGCGACUUCCUGCUAACACACCGACAACAUCCUCCAACCCCCCGGCCACCAGGAGCAAUGUGGGCUUCUGGAACCAGUACCAAGCCUUUCUCAACACCAGCAACGACUCGGCAGACGACCCGGCACAAGGCCCGGCCAGUGGUAGCCAAGGAGAGGAUGGGGAGAUGCCCCGAUUGGCUAAAUCUCCCGUUAGAUCCCAGCUGUCGAAAGAACCGACCACUGGAAGGGGUUCAGAAGAUGGGUCUGACGAAGGGUCUACUCUAGAGUCAAUGUAAUUGGUGCUAUCAAUGGACAUUCACUGUACCUUUGAGUCAAAUCGUAGGGACUUUUGUAUUGUAUUGCUUCCAAAUUCAGUUGAGUAGUCUGUCGGUUUGUUGUCUGUGAGUAAAUUGCUUAGUUAAUUUGUGAUAACUGUAAGUUGGCCAUCCUGGCCUUUUCUUUUUAAAGAGGAGAAAGUUGAAGGAUGCAUAAAAGACGACAUAACUACAGGAUUGGAAGAUUGAGGAGGUCAGAAGUCACUGUCAAGACAAUGAGAGUUGGAGCUGGGCUCUAGAAUGAGAGCUCUGUUAGACAAAGAGCUCUACUCUAGAUUUAGGGCUCAUUUUCCUGAACAGUCUGACUCACUGUUUAUGUGAUAGAUAUUAACUCAAAUGAAGACAUGUAUUGGAAAAGGAGGCAAGGUAGAGAGGAUGUGAUAUUGUUCUCACAUAAGCAAUUCCUUCAUUCAAACAUAACAGGGAAAAGGAGGUGGAACAGAAUGGUAAGGGUCACUAAACUAAACUUGACAUGGUAGCUUCAACCCUGGCAGUCUAUAGAGAUGCAGUCUCUCAUCCUACUACUGUAUAAAACCUAAUCUUUCAUGCCAUCGUGGUUCACUUUUGAACUCGUGAAUACUCCAGACUCCUCCUCCAGCUGAUAGACAGAGAAGCACAGAGGAGUGGGUGUUGUGGUGUGCCAGGUGGAGAAAGAAAUGGACAGACAGUUUCCUGUGUGACCCAUUUUCCUUUGGAUCUUGUGAAUAAGCUGAUUGUCGUUUGGUCUCACAGUGAUGUCCGUUCUCUGUAACUUGUUGUCUUUGGUUCAUGUUGUAUCUUUAUAACAAAACAAAAAAAAAUCAGAGGUCUAUGUCUGAUAUUGUUGUGAGUUGUACUUUCAGUGUAUUCCUGUGAAAUAAGGGGGAUAAAAAAAGACAAAAAAGCUGGGAAACAGUUUUCUUUUUUGUUGUUGUUGUUGA